AUGAACGCAAAUAAUGAGAAGAGGUCCUCAUCACAGAUGAUGAUCUAUUUCAAGAAUCAGCAGUCACGAUUUUGUCAUGUGAGCAAGACGUUAUUCCAAGCAAAACUCAAAACCAUCGCGGUCUUUGACCUAACGAAGAACCUCGCUGCAACUCUGACAUCCGGUGGUACGCUAACACGGCUUUACCGCCAUCAAGGUUAUAAAGAGGGCGAUGACUCCGGAAGUUGA
This is a messenger RNA of Necator americanus (New World hookworm), 228 nucleotides long. RefSeq lists its product as uncharacterized. Lineage: Eukaryota; Metazoa; Nematoda; Chromadorea; Rhabditida; Ancylostomatidae. The record is from RefSeq and is a predicted model, not a curated record. The coding region runs from base 1 to 228 and encodes 75 amino acids. The transcript has 4 exons.